Messenger RNA from Phalaenopsis equestris, 2816 nucleotides. RefSeq lists its product as uncharacterized. The transcript has 8 exons. The record is from RefSeq and is a predicted model, not a curated record. Gene Ontology annotation, biological process: intracellular signal transduction. Bases 478 to 2631 code for a protein of 717 amino acids. Lineage: Eukaryota; Viridiplantae; Streptophyta; Magnoliopsida; Asparagales; Orchidaceae.
CACGAGUCAAGGAAAACGACUCUUUAGAAGUCGACUUCCUAGAUUCCAAAUCACUGUAGAAAACAAGAGGGGCGCCAUUACGCCAUGACUCGAGCUUUACUUUGAACGACAGUGAGAUCUCGCAUGAAGUAGGGCCCCGCUAAGCUCACAUUAUUCGCAGGCUACCGCCAUUCCCGCUUAUCUGUCUCAACAUCCCUCCUGCGAAGUCGGAAACCGUUUUCGCUCAUUCCUUCUUCCAUCUCCUGCAUUUCCGCGUGUUUAUCGGCCUUCAAUUUACCUUGAACGAUCUUUCAAGUUGAUCUCUAUAGCGGAUAAGAUUUCGUCGUGGUUGCCCUAGUUAUCUGACCCAUGAAUGCUACGAUUUGGACUGCUUGAUUCUUUCAUUUGUCUCCAUUGCUGAUUCGACUGUUUGCUUCGCAGUUUGCGAUUUUAGAUCUUGGAGAUUAAAAAUUUUUUGUCAGGAGCACUGUUGAUAGAAUGGAAAGUGAAGGUAUAAGGACUGAUGAGACAAUAGUGUCCAACUUGCCUGUUUCAGAACAAGGACAACGUGAAAGCAGAGAUGGCAUUUCAACUGUUGAGGGAAAGUUAGGCAGCUCAUUGACAUUAGAGGAUAUCCAAAAUGAGAAAUUUAAUUCCCAGGUAGAAGUUCACGGGGAUUUAUACAGUAAGGAAAAUCUAAGCACAGGCUGUAAUGAUGAAGGAGAUGGGUCAAUGCACCAGCUUCAUGUGUCUAAUGGUUUUAAUGUCCAAACAGAAGAAGAGGAAGCUUUUUCAGAAGAUAAAGAAGUGGACCCUGUAUUUGAUGGAACAGAGCGUUUUGAAAUGGAAGCAACCGGCUCUCUUAGCUUAUCUCCAGAACAAGACUCAGAUCUGCAGGCCUCUGCUUGGCCAGAAAAAGCUGUUGCUUUUAAAAAUUUUGUCAAGGACAAGGGAUCAGUUGCAGUGUCGACUGUUCUACGUCGUCUUUCUGGCAAGAAGGAUGACGAUUAUGAGGUGCAUUGUGAUGUGGAAGAGGAUGAAGUUGCAUUUAGGGGAAUUAAAGAGGAAGAAGAUUCAGGCACAGAAUUUAAACUAAAGGACGUUUUAAUGAAGGCGGGAGACAUAUCCACAUGGAAUCCUCUCAACUAUAUCAAGAUUGGACGAGAUGCAGAUAUACAAAACAAGGUGGCACAAGCAGAAGAAGUCAAUGAUGGAAAUACUGUAGAAGAGCAAGCAAUGAAGGGGAGAAUUAUUGUAUACACAAAGCUGGGGUGUCAAGAAUGCAGAGGGGUUAGGUUAUUUAUGCGUCAGAAGAAGCUUAGAUAUGUUGAAAUUAAUAUUGAUAUUUAUCCUAACAGAAAGCUGGAGUUGGAGAAAGCUACUGGAUCCUCAAAUGUUCCACUAGUGUACUUCAAUGAGGUUCUGAUAGGUGGUUUGGAUGAAUUGAAGCUCUUGGAGAAAUCUGGUAUGCUUGAUGAAAGGAUUAAUGCCCUUGCAAAGGAUGAACCAUCAUCUGCAGCUCCUUUGCCACCAUUGCCUGGUGAAGAUGAUGUCACCGGUAGUGGAAAGAUUGAUGAGUUGGCUACCAUUGUCAGAAAGAUGAAAGAGUUCAUCGUCGUUAAGGAUAGGUUCUACAAGAUGAGAAGAUUCAUUAGGUGCUUUCUUGCCUCCGAAGCUGUGGAUUUCCUGGCAGAGGAUCAAUAUCUUGAAAGAGAAGAUGCAGUUGAAUUGGGAAGGAAGCUGCUCAGCCAGCACUUCUUCAGACAUGUACUUGACGACGACAUCUUUGAAGAUGGAAGCCACUUGUAUCGUUUUUUGGAAGAUGACCCUACCAUAAUGACUCAAUGCUACAAUGUUUCGAGGGAUAGAAUUGAUGUUCAACCUAAGCCUAUAAUUGAAAUCUCGUCAAACUUAAGAUUGCUGUCCUAUGGUAUUUUUGAGGCUUAUGUAUCUGAAGGUGGAAAUAAUGUUGACUACAACAGCAUUCAUCAUUCUGAGGAGUUCAAAAGGUACCUAAGAGUUAUAGAGGAGCUUGAAAGAGUUGAUUUGGAGAUCCUAUCAAGGGAAGAAAAGCUUGCAUUUUUCAUAAACCUAUAUAACAUGAUGGUUAUUCAUGCCAUAUCUAUAUAUGGUUUCCCUGUUGGACCCUUGGAUAGGAAAAAGUUUUUAGGAGAUUUCAAGUAUGUUAUAGGCGGAUGCUCCUACUCCUUAUCUGCUAUACAGAAUGGUGUUCUACGAGGCAACCAACGGCCUCCAUACAACCUCACCAAGCCUUUUGGUCCUAAAGACAAACGUUCCAAGGUGGCUCUUCCCUACCCAGAACCGUUGGUACACUUUGCAUUGGUAUCUGGCACCUGUUCUGGGCCUGCUCUGAGGUGUUAUUCACCCAACGACAUAGACAAAGAACUUGUUGAGGCUGCACGCAUAUUUCUGAGGAAUGGAGGGGUUGUUCUUGAUGCUGAAGCCAAGGUUGUCUCAAUCAGCAAGAUUCUGCGGUGGUAUAGCGUGGAUUUUGGAAAGAAUGAGGUUGAAGUGCUGAAACAUGCAGCAAACUACUUGGAGCCAAAGAAAUCGGAGGAACUGCUGGAGUUGCUUGCAAGCACUCAGUUGAAGGUUAUCUAUCAGCCAUAUGACUGGGGUUUGAAUUUCUAGGAAAUUUGUUCAUACCAGGGAUAAUAUUAAGGAGCGAUUCUAUAGUAAUUUUGGCAUAUAAUAAGAGAUGGAUUAAUUUUGGCAGUUAUCCAUAGUCUAUAUCAUUAUAUUUAUCGUAUGCCUGUUAUAAAAAGGCUUCGAUUGCAAUUGCUUUGGAUUAAUUUGAUCUGCUGUUCCAUUUUUGA